GCUUCCGUACCAGCGUCUCAAGUGCGCAUGCUCAGGAGCUACUCCUGCGUGGCUGGUGUUUUCAUUGCAGUUUUUGCUCAGAAGAGAUGAAUAUAUUUUAUAUUUUAAAGGCUUUAUAGCUCGAAGUUAAGUCAACAUGAAAACUCGGUUCACCACAGUGGAUAUCAGGGCAGUUAUUGCCGAGAUUAAUGCAAACUACGUUGGCAUGAGAGUCUACAACGUGUAUGACAUCGACAAUAAGACAUAUCUCAUCCGUUUGCAGAAGCCUGACAGCAAAGCUGUUCUCCUGAUUGAGUCCGGGAUCCGCAUUCAUUCCACAGACUUUGAAUGGCCCAAGAACAUGAUGCCGUCAGGAUUUGCAAUGAAAUGUCGAAAGCACUUGAAGACUCGCCGACUGACCUACAUAAAGCAGCUCGGGAUUGACAGGAUUGUUGACCUCCAGUUUGGCUCAGACGAGGCCGCCUACCACUUGAUUGUUGAACUGUAUGACCGGGGUAACAUCAUCCUUGCAGACCACGAAUACACGAUUUUAAACCUGCUGAGGUUUCGCAACGCAGAAGCAGAGGAUGUAAAGAUCGCCGUGAGGGAACGCUACCCAGUGGAGAGCGCCAGAUCCCCCGAACCGCUCAUCAGUCUGGAACAACUCACUGAAAUCCUGAGCAAAGCACCAAAAGGAGAGCAAGUGAAAAGAAUCCUGAAUCCUCACCUUUCUUACGGAGCCACUCUGAUAGAACACAGUUUCAUAGAAGCUGGACUGCCGGGCUCCCUUAAAGUCGACAGUCCAGAAAAUGCUGCUGAAGUUGCGCCUAAAAUCCGGGAAGCGCUGCAGAUCGCAGAAAGCUACAUGGAAAAAUCAGAGAACUUUGAAGGCAAAGGUUACGUCAUUCAGAAGAGUGAAAAGAAACCAAAUGUAGCUCCAGGGAAACCUGCAGAGGAAUUACUGACAUAUGAUGAGUUUCAUCCAUUCCUCUUCGCCCAGCAUGCAAAAAACCCUUUUUUGGAGUUGGAGUCAUUCAACAGGGCAGUGGAUGAGUUCUUUUCAAAGAUGGAGGGCCAGAAGAUUGACAUGAAGGCCUUGCAGCAGGAGAAGCAAGCUUUAAAGAAGCUGGAAAAUGUGAAGAAGGACCACGAACAAAGGCUGGAAGCUUUGCACCAAGCACAGGAGAUCGACAGAUUAAAGGGGGAGCUUGUGGAGAUCAAUCUGGCCGUGGUGGAGCGGGCGCUGCAGGUCGUCCGCAGUGCGCUGGCCAACCAGGUGGACUGGGCGGAAAUCGGCGUUAUCGUGAAGGAAGCGCAGGCUGCCGGCGACCCCGUGGCGUGCGCCAUCAAGGAGCUGAAGCUGCAGAGCAACCACAUCACCAUGCUUCUAAAGAAUCCUUACAUCGCUGAGGAGGAACAGGAAGACGAGGAGAUUAAAGACGCCGGGGAGGAGAAAGGGAAGAAAAGCAAGAAUCGGGACAAAGGUCAGAAGAAGAAGCUGCAGCGGAACAAACCCAUGUUGGUGGAUGUGGAUCUGGGCCUGUCGGCUUACGCCAACGCCAAAAAAUACUAUGACCACAAGCGCUCUGCAGAAAAGAAGCAGCAGAAAACCAUCGAAGCUGCUGAUAAGGCUAUGAAAUCUGCAGAGAAGAAAACACAGAAAACUCUGAAAGAAGUCCAAACAGUGACCACAAUUCAAAAGGCCAGGAAGGUGUAUUGGUUUGAGAAGUUCCUUUGGUUCAUCAGCUCUGAGAAUUAUCUGGUCAUCGCAGGAAGAGACCAGCAGCAGAAUGAGAUCAUUGUUAAGCGUUACCUCCGAGCAGGAGACAUCUACGUUCACGCUGAUCUGCACGGAGCAACCAGUUGUGUUAUCAAAAACCCUUCAGGGGACCCGAUUCCACCUCGCACGCUAACAGAAGCUGGCACUAUGGCUGUGUGCUACAGCGCCGCCUGGGAUGCCAAAAUCAUCACCAGUGCUUGGUGGGUCCACCAUCAUCAGGUGUCCAAGACUGCCCCCACUGGAGAGUAUCUGACCACUGGAAGCUUCAUGAUUCGAGGAAAGAAAAACUUUCUGCCGCCGUCCUACCUGAUCAUGGGCUUUGGGUUCCUUUUCAAGGUUGACGAGCAGAGCGUGUUCCGUCACCGAGGCGAACGGAAGGUGAAAAGUGUCGAAGAAGACAUGGACGAGGUCACGUCAAGAACCGCUGAGCUUCUGGAGGAAGGAGAGGAGCUGAUAGGAGACGACAGCAGCAAUGAGGAUCCGACGGAAGAAAAAGCAGGAGAGGAUCGGACGCAGGAAGUGGAAAACAAGACGAAAAGGGAUAAAUCUGAGGAACUUUCGGCAGAUGCAGGAGCGAUGGAGUCGGAGCAGAGCAACACAGAUGAACACGAAGAGGAAAGUGAAGGGUUCAACUUUCCAGAUACGGCCAUUUCCCUCUCUCAUCUGCAGCCCAGCAGGAGUUCUCAAAACUCUGGCUUCAAAACCGAACCGUCAAAUAAAGCAGCUGAGCUGGAUUCCCAAGGAAAGAAACACAUGACUGCCAAGCAGAGGAGAGAAGACAAGAAGAAGAAGCAGAAACCAGAGGGAUGCGAUGUCGAGGAGAACACCGAGACUUCUUCUGCUGGAGCGGUUUUGGAUCAGGGGCCUAAAAGUGGAGGAGGGCCCUCACAGCCUCCUCUGAAGAGAGGACAGAAGAACAAACUGAAGAAGAUCAAGGAGAAGUACAAAGACCAGGAUGAAGAGGACAGAGAACUGAUGAUGCAGCUGCUCGGGUCAGCUGGUUCCGUCAAGGAUGAGAAGGAUAAAGGGAAGAAAGCCAAGAAAGGGAAGGGAAAAGAAGAUCCCAUCAAGAAACCAGCACCUCAGAAACAGCAGCAAAAACCUCGCAGUUCUGGAUCUGCAGUGAAGAAACCAGAAGAGACGGGAGGCGUCGAGGAGUUGGAGGUGAAGGCGCCUGGAGAGGAUGGAGCGGCUGGAGAUCAAGAGGACAAGGAGGAUGAUGUAGAUCAGGACAAUCCAGGAGUAGAGGAAGCUGAAAAUCUGCUGACGUCUCUGACAGGCCAGCCUCACGUUGAAGAUGUGCUGCUCUUCGCUGUGCCCGUCUGCGCUCCGUACACGGCCCUCUCAAACUACAAGCACAAAGUCAAACUGACUCCAGGUUCUCAGAAGAAAGGCAAAGCUGCUCGAACUGCAGUUUUAAGUUUUAUGAAAGCCAAAGAUGCCUCACAGAGAGAAAAAGAUUUGCUCCGAAGUGUCAAGGAUGCAGACCUGUCCAGAAACAUGCCCGGAAAAGUGAAAGUGUCUGCUCCAAACCUGUUGGCUGCUAAGAAAAAAUAGGAGAUACUCAAAUAAAAAAAUAAAAAAAAAAUCCGUAUCUGUAAAUCAAAAUAUGGAUUCCUCACCAGAA
This is a messenger RNA of Oryzias melastigma (Indian medaka), 3386 nucleotides long. RefSeq names its product nuclear export mediator factor Nemf. Gene Ontology annotation, molecular function: ribosomal large subunit binding; tRNA binding. NCBI's taxonomy places the organism in Eukaryota, Metazoa, Chordata, Actinopteri, Beloniformes, Adrianichthyidae. The transcript has 32 exons. Gene Ontology annotation, biological process: rescue of stalled cytosolic ribosome; ribosome-associated ubiquitin-dependent protein catabolic process. Gene Ontology annotation, cellular component: RQC complex. Bases 137 to 3316 code for a protein of 1059 amino acids. The record is from RefSeq and is a predicted model, not a curated record.